Messenger RNA from Stereum hirsutum FP-91666 SS1, 624 nucleotides. RefSeq lists its product as uncharacterized. The transcript is spliced from 2 exons. The record is from RefSeq and is a predicted model, not a curated record. The coding region runs from base 342 to 572 and encodes 76 amino acids. Lineage: Eukaryota; Fungi; Basidiomycota; Agaricomycetes; Russulales; Stereaceae.
CCAAGUGUUCCGCGGUAAAUAGCCUAUGGUCAAUCUGUCAAGCCUCUACCGGCCAGUGAAUGUCCUGCAUCUCAGCAGCGACUGAAUUUGCUGCGUAGUUUCGUGUAUGUUGUUGGAAGUGCAGGAAAUGGGUGGAGGGGCAUCAGAUGAGAGUUGAUUCUCGUCAUCCUCGCACGCGACCACGACAUUUCAAUUCUUUGCCACCACACAUAAUUUAUGCUUAAUUGCCAUGACUCGAAUGUGCUCUGCGUCCACCCUGGGACACAUAGUUUUACUCUUCUGUACUGCUGCACGGUCUAAUACGAAUUGCGUACAUCUGUCUCUUGACACUGCCUAUUUGCAUGGACCCGUUUUGGACGUGUUCUGCUUGGUCCACAACGCCUACGUCAGAAUCACUGUCUAGCGCAGAAGAACUUCUUUCGACUAUAUUUGACGGCUUCGACAGCCAGCCGACCUAUUUCUACGCAAUCUGCGACUACUCUACGACUCCCGACUUUCGUCGUCGCAGACGGACGGACGCUCCCAAGGUUCUUUUAGCGCGGCCGCGACAAUCUUUCCACAAUGACGCAUGAUCAAAGCACCGACUUCUUCGCUGAGCCGUCAAUCCGCCUUGCGCACGUCCUU